Schistosoma intercalatum is the source of this 3067-nucleotide messenger RNA. NCBI's taxonomy places the organism in Eukaryota, Metazoa, Platyhelminthes, Trematoda, Strigeidida, Schistosomatidae. The record is from the annotation of a GenBank genome assembly.
GGAAAUUAAGUGAAUUCAUGAUCCGGCUAUACCUGCUAGUCGAUUAUGUCCGAACCAAAAUUAAUGGGAUCAUGGUAACUAACAGAAGAUAAAAAAAUAUCACUGCCUUACUGAUAAAAAGCCAGUAACCAAAAAACCAACUCAAGGACAUCACUUUAACGCAGUGUGUUUUACUACAAAGAUCUACUGAACUCCUUCAUUAGGAAUUUAAGCGCGUCGGUCGAAGAGUUCUUUCAGUUACUAAUUCUAUAGGUUCCGUCCACUAAAAAAAUGUCUGGAUCUCGCAAAUUUUUUGUUGGAGGGAACUGGAAAAUGAACGGAAGCAGAGAAGAUAACGAAAAGUUACUUAAAUUGCUCUCAGAAGCUCAUUUUGGUGACAACACAGAAGUUUUAAUUGCUCCACCAUCCCUAUUUUUGCACGACGUUCGAAAAAUUUUGAAGAAGGAAAUACAUGUUGCUGCUCAAAAUUGUUAUAAAGUAUCAAAGGGUGCAUUUACUGGAGAAAUCAGCCCUGCAAUGAUAAAAGAUAUUGGUUGUGAAUGGGUAAUACUUGGUCAUUCUGAGCGUAGGAGCAUUUUUGGUGAAUCUGACGAACUUAUUGCUGAAAAAGUUCAACAUGCACUUGCUGAAGGUUUAAGCGUUAUUGCAUGUAUUGGUGAAACAUUAUCAGAGCGUGAAUCUAAUAAAACGGAAGAAGUGUGCGUUAGACAGUUAAAAGCUAUCGCAAAUAAGAUUAAAUCAGCUGAUGAAUGGAAACGAGUAGUUGUAGCAUAUGAACCAGUUUGGGCUAUUGGAACAGGUAAAGUUGCUACACCACAGCAAGCUCAAGAGGUUCAUAAUUUCCUUCGUAAAUGGUUUAAAACAAACGCACCAAGUGGAGUUGAUGAAAAAAUACGUAUUAUCUAUGGUGAUAAUCAAAACUUAAAUAUUGUGAAUAAUUCCCAUUAACAAGCCUAAAAGUUAUGACUAACAGUUGCUAACUGAUAAUUUCUAGAUAAAUACAAAUACAAAGCAUAAGUUUCAUAGUAGGGAAUUUUCUUCUCAAAAAAAGAAAAGAAAGAAUAUUGAUGACAGUUUUCAAAGUUUAUUACUUUUAUCUACCAUUAUGAUAUUUAUCAAUAAUUAUGUCAUAUUUCUUUUGAAUGAUGUAACACUAUUGAUUAAUAAAAGAAACAAAUGAAAUUUACAUUCUAUUAAUUAAAGGAUUUUUAAUGAUAAUUUAAUUAAAUUGAAUUAAAUAUAAAAUAAAUUCAAACAAUUUUUUACAUUAUUAUUUUAGCCUCUAUAUUUUAUAACUCCGCCUGUAGCUCUUCUAGAGUUACUGCCGCUCCCAAGCCCGGGUAAAGGAGGAGGGUUGGGCAUGGGGUUAGCGUUCCCAUCCCGUAGAAAACUAACUCGCUAAAAAACGCUAACCAGAAAACUCUCUAUAUUUUAAAAUGCAAUUCAAAGCCUUUAGAAGAAGUUUAGUAAUAAUAAUAAUAACAAUAAUAAUAUGUCACUGCAAAGUAAACAUCUGAACAAAUAAAAGAAAAUUUCGUAGUAUUAUAUAAGGAAAGAGUAUAAUCUAUAGUUUAUAUUAAAUAUAUUUCAUUUGAUUUAUUGGUGAUUAUAAUCACUAUUGUAUAUAAAGCGUUUAUUUCAGGACAAUUUCAAUCCUUAAUUUUUAAUUAAUUAUUUGUUUAUUUUAACAUAUAGAUAUUGGUACAAGGAGGCACCAAACAGAUAUGCGCCACAUAGAUCUCAUUUGAUAUAUGUGAGAGCUGUGAUACUGUCCGGGUGCCCAAACCGAAGCAGGUGGUUUUCUUAGAGGGCCACACCUCGAGCCUUCAACCUGAAGGUCUGAUCCACGAGCCAAUGGAGCAUCGUAAUAAGAUGCAGUCUCAUGUUAGUCGGUGACUAAUAAUUGGUUCAUACGCCAUUUGUUCCCUCAGGUUACUGGAGCCCAUGUUCACCAUUAGUUUUGAAUCAGGGUUUUCCAACUCCCCUAGAUGGACUGUUCGUGUCCACCAACCCGGUUAAAGCAUCGGACAUUCGCUUUUUGUCCUCCCAAUUUCGUGGACAAAACCCCUACCACGAGAAGGCAAUGAGUAGGACUUUCCUGGCAGAGGCUAUAUACACGUGGUCAUGUGAAAGCAUUUGGAGAGGUAGAGCGAACUUUCCUCACUCUCGGCCGCACCAGGGCAUUUGCGGGCUUGUUUUAAAUUAUUAUUGUGUUGAUAUUUAAGAGUGAAAUUUCAUUAUUCUUUCUUUGGUAUUUGUGCAUUUCUUUUUUGUGAAUUGUUCCAAUAUAACUAUUUCAUAGAAUAGAUAUUUUGUGGUUAGCACUAUAAUUCAAAAUGAAUCUAUUAUCCUAUAUGAAAUUUAUCAGUUACAUGUAUUUGCACCUUAUUGUUAAUAUUUACAUUGAGACUCAAAUUCAUUAUCUUUUGAUUUAUAUAUUUGUACAUUAUCCACUAAGCUAAUGAAUCUAGACAACCAAUUACAUUUUUUACGGGAUAUGAUGACUCUAUAACUGGAAAAAAAGUGUCUGAACUAUUUCAUUGUUGACAUUCAUCAUUGGAUUUGAAUUCUUCUUGCUGGAAUAUAUACCUAUUGUGUUGUAUACUGACGCUAUAUGUACAUCGUUUACAAUAGAUGGAUUGUCACUAGUAGUAAAAUUGACGAUACAUUUUAUAUUAUUUUAGACUAAUCAGCUGGAUGUAACUUAAAUACUUCACUCCUAAUGAUAGACAGAUCUUCUCAUAGAACAAGUCAGUGGCUCUCUGAACUCAGUAGCUCAGUGAAUAUUGCAUUAUCUUUUAACGUGAAUGGCACUGGGUUUGAUUCCCAACAUGGAUAUUAAAACCAAAAAGCAGGUGAAUGCAACUAGAGAGUCUCAAACAGUAUAAUAGAUAUGUCUUGAAAUCCCUCGCUGUCUAUAGUCCAACUAUUCAGUUAUUAAUCCUUAGAAAUGCAGUAUUAAUUUUGAAUGUUAACGUCAAUAUCUAUGCUCUGUAUUAAAAAACGUAUUUUUUUCUUUCUCCUUUUAUUUACUACACGCAAAGGAUCUGUAACUGCUGCCAAUUGU